AUGGCAUUAAACUGGGCUAUGAUCGCUUCUGACGGGAAGACUCCUGUCCCUCUUCCCGGAGAAAAAUAUCUUUUUAGUCAAGAAAAGGUUGUUUUUGAAUUAGAUCUAGGCGGCGGGUAUCCUGGAAAUCCAGGAACCUAUAAAGCCGAUGGAAAUAUUUUUAUCACAAAUCAACGAAUCAUAUUCGUUUCCCAACCAUCUCUAUCUUACUUCAAAUCCCUAAGCAUACCUAUUUUGAAUAUGAAAGAAGGGAAACUUCAACAACCUUGGUUUGGUGCUAAUUAUUAUCAAGGUCUUGUUAUUCCGGUUCCGAAUGGUGGUCUUCCUUCUCCAGGUCAAAUGAAGAUUACCUUCAAAGAAGGCGGUGGUGUCGAUUUUAGCACUUGUCAUAGAGAAUUAAUAUUAAGGAUGGCAGAGAAUGAAGGAUCUGCCGCCGUCGAGCAUGUAGAACCUUUGCCGAUUUAUACACCACAAGAGAAUUCCUCAACUUCAUCAACGGCACAGACUACAUCUUUCGACCCUUUAGCGGCGACAUCAUCUAUUCCUCCAACAGCAACAACUAGCCCUUUAAGGUCAAGAGUAUCAUCACCACCAGUUGCUCCCGAAGAAUUGCCACCUAGUUAUGAUGAUGCGAUAAAUCCAUAA
This is a messenger RNA of Acaulospora morrowiae, 645 nucleotides long. The record is from the annotation of a GenBank genome assembly. Lineage: Eukaryota; Fungi; Glomeromycota; Glomeromycetes; Diversisporales; Acaulosporaceae.